Molecule: messenger RNA, 966 nt
Organism: Aspergillus chevalieri
Lineage: Eukaryota; Fungi; Ascomycota; Eurotiomycetes; Eurotiales; Aspergillaceae
Product: SDR family oxidoreductase
Exons: 1
Coding region: 1-966 (321 amino acids)
Source: RefSeq, a predicted model, not a curated record
AUGUCGAUACUUAUUACCGGAGCCAGCGGCUACGUCGGCCAGGAAUUGGCCGCUUCGCUUCUUUCGAGUUUACCUGAUGCAUCGGUGAUCUUGACAGACGUGGUGGCCCCCAGUUUACCGGCGCCUGCCGCUCAACAUGCCUCACGCGCGAAGAGCGUCCAGGCCGACCUCACAUCGACCAAAGUGGUCGACGAACUGAUCAAGGAGACGAACCAGUUCGAAACGGUUUAUCUUCUCCACGGGAUCAUGUCCAGUGGCUCCGAGGCCAACUUCGAGCUGGGAAUUCGCGUCAACCUAGACGCAACACGGUAUAUCCUGGACCGACUGCGCACUACAAUGCCGGGCGUUAAGGUGGUGUUUACAUCCUCCUUGGCUGUUUAUGGCCGUGCACCUCCGGGCCUGGUCAUCGACGAGACGAACUUCCCUCCCGUGCCGUCUUCUUCCUAUGGGUCGCAGAAAUUGAUCGUGGAGACCUUACUAAACGAUUACUCGAGACGAGGAUUCUUGGACGGCCGGGCUGUUCGAUUGCCCACAGUGACGGUGCGAGCAGGGAAGCCUACCCAGGCCGCUAGCAGCUUUGCCAGCGACGUCAUCCGAGAACCGUUUAAUGGGAAGAAGGCUGUCUUGCCAGUCGACAAAUCCGUUGAGAUGUGGAUCUGUUCGCCGUACACGGUCGUCAAGAACCUGCUGCAUGCUCGGACGAUUCCAAAAGAGGCAUUCGGGGAGUCGAGAUCGGUCAAUCUUCCCGGGCUGAAGGUCAGUAUCCAGGAGAUGCUGGAUGCACUGGAGCAGAUCGGGGGACCGGAACGACGGGGCUUGGUGGAAGAAAAGUAUGAUGCAGAUAUCGAUCGGAUCGUUCAGACGUGGACUCCAGAUUUCGCGACGGCGCGUGCGUUGAAGCUGGGGUUCUCGGAGGAUAUUUCCAUGGUCGAAAAUAUUCGGCAGUAUGCAGCUUCACUUACUUAA